AUGUCGCCUACUCCAUCCCUCUCCUCAAAAGUCAUCCUGAUAACCGGCGCAAACAGCGGCAUAGGAAAAGCCACCGCCCUCUCCCUCGCCACCCUAAACCCAGCACAACUCUGGAUCGCGGCUCGCAACGUCGCAAGCGGCCAUGCAGCCGUCGCUGAGAUAAAAGCUGCAGCACCGGCCAUCGAUAUGGGCGGUCACCCCGGCACAACACCUCAAGGCCACGAACUGCAAUUCGGCACGAACCACGUCGGCCAUGCCCUCCUCCUAAAGCUCCUCACACCAACCUUGCUUUCCACUGCAGAAACCUCGGGCUCAACACCACGCGUCAUCUCCGUCAGCUCGCGGGGCCACGCUCACACCGCCGCUCUACCAGACGGCGGUAUCGCAUUCGACACGUUGAAGUCUUCCCAAAUUGACUUGUCAGGCGUGAACAAGUACACGCAAUCCAAACUCGCCAACGUAGUCUACGCGCGCCAAUAUGCAUUGCACUACCCGCAGAUCCUCUGUGUGGCCAUCCAUCCCGGUGACGUCUUGACGGAAAUCUUCAACAAAGGCGCUGAAGGGGGUGACGAGCAGAUCAAGUAUCUGGCGAGGGAAGUAGCGCCUAAGAGAUGGAGAAGGAAAUAG
Alternaria ethzedia is the source of this 627-nucleotide messenger RNA. RefSeq lists its product as uncharacterized. The transcript is spliced from 3 exons. NCBI's taxonomy places the organism in Eukaryota, Fungi, Ascomycota, Dothideomycetes, Pleosporales, Pleosporaceae. The coding region runs from base 1 to 627 and encodes 208 amino acids. The record is from RefSeq and is a predicted model, not a curated record.